Molecule: messenger RNA, 609 nt
Organism: Chenopodium quinoa (quinoa)
Lineage: Eukaryota; Viridiplantae; Streptophyta; Magnoliopsida; Caryophyllales; Amaranthaceae
Exons: 2
Coding region: 1-609 (202 amino acids)
Source: RefSeq, a predicted model, not a curated record
AUGAAGGAGGGGUUUACUGGUGAGCAAUGGAGGGAAAAACAGUAUACUAUUGCUGAUGGUUAUACUUGGUUACAGGGCAGUUUACAGAGAGUGAACUGGACACAGUGGAUAUGGAAUAUAUUCAAUAUUCCCAAGCAUGCUUUCAUUGUGUGGUUAGCUGUGCAUAAUAGACUCAGAACCAGGGAUAAACUGCUGCAAUUUUGUUUGUGUGAUAGUGACUUAUGUCUUCUCAGUGGUGUUGUUCCUGAAAGUAAUAGUCACUUGUUUUUUUACUGUAAUUAUAGUCAGUGGUGCUUGAAAAGCUUAUGUUCUUGGCUGGGUUUUGAGUCUGGGCAUUUCAGUAUUGCUACUGCCUGGAAACAUUGGAAGAGAAGAUGCACAGAUAUUGUUGAGAAGAAGACUACUCUUGCUACUUUAACUACUGUCCCGUAUCACAUCUGGAUGGCCAGGAAUGAGGCUUAUUGGAAUGGUGUUGUGAUUCAUCCUCGGGUUUUGUGCAAGAAGGUGAGAUUAGAGAUUAUGGACAAAUGUCAUCAAUUGAUCAGCAAAUCAUGGUCUCGAGCUCAGUGCUUUGGCUGUGGUGUGUUGUUUGGUCUUCAGACUAUGUAG